CCAAUAAACCCCACCGAAGAAGAUGCCAUAGGAACGGGCCGCAGAACUCGGACAAGUCAGGGGACAUAUGUAGACAAGUACGGUUGUCAGCACACUUUACAGCCUGGUUUCCAUACAAAGGUGAUGUCAUCAUUUCUGCUGUUGUCAGAUUAGUAGUUUAAACAGAAUACUUACAGACAACACAGUAGCAGACAGUUGUAGUUCCAUCAUGGCCGACGAAAUGUUUUCCCUCAUGAGUCUCGAAGACGAACUGAGCUGUAGCAUCUGCCUAUGUGCUUUCGACUGUCCGGUGACAAUUCCAUGUGGACACAACUUUUGCCAAGCGUGUCUCCUAGAAACAUGGAAAGACAACUACAGCUGUCCACAAUGCCGGACCCACUUCACCACCAAACCAGUGCUGAAGAAGAACACCGUCCUCAGCGCUGUUGUGGAAACGUUCAAAAUGAAGUCGAAUAAAAGCGACCUCCCCAAUGAGAUGGGCGACUUAAUCAAGUGGGAUGCGGUCAAGAUGGAGCCCAAAGAGGUGGUUAUCUUGUGCGACACCUGUAUGGAAGCCAAAGCAUUCAAGACCUGCCUCACCUGUAUGGCGUCAUUCUGCCUUGAGCACGUGAGGCCUCAUCAUGAGAACCCAGUGUUUGGCGCGCAUCAGCUGAACGAGCCUCUGGGCGACUUGUGCGACCGUAUCUGCCCCGACCACCACAAGCUAAUGGAGUUCUACUGUGUCCAACAUGGCCGCUGUAUCUGUGGUGUCUGUCUGCAGCAGGUGCAUAAAGGCUGUACCUUCUCCAACCCUGAUGAACAACGGGCACUGCAAGAGUCUGAUUUGAGGGGCAAGUUGAGUCUGCUGGAUGGAAAGAUUGACAAGAACCAGACGGUCAUCUCUCAGAUGAGUGACCAGCAGAGCAAGUUGAAGGACUCUGCAGCCAGCAGGAAGAGAGCGCUAGAGGAUGACUACCGCCAAAUCCGGGAGCUGCUGGACCGUGACGAGCGUGAGGCUCUGAACACUGUGGACCGCGAGCAGGAGAGCGGUCAGACCAAACUCCAGAACCACAUAAAGAAGUUCAACCAGAACAUUGUGAAGCUUAGCGCAGCAAAAGAUGGCGUCAACAGCCUGCUCAGUCAGACUCAGACCGUGGCAUUCCUACAGGCCUCAGUUGACAUGCCGGCAGUGGUGGCCUUUGACCCCUAUACCCCGAAGGUGAACCUGGACUCUAAGGCCGUGGCAGCCUGGCAUGCCUACUCUGCAGUCCUGAGGGAGCAUCUGAAACAGCCUGUAGAGGCCAGACUGCAGUCAAACCUGAAACAGCCAGCUGAGAGGUUUGCUCCUCUGCUGCCAAACUUCUAUGAAAUGGGAGGCAUGCCACCACAAGGUCAUCCGAGAAUGCCUAGAUCCCACAGCCCAGGAGCUCCCCUCAGGGCAAACCAGAAGAAGCCUCCACAAGAUUCAAACCGAGAGAGAAAGUCGGACAAGAAACGAGAUCACAAGGAAUGGAAAGAACAUAAGGCUGACAAAAAUUCACAAAAGCCACCUAAUGCUCCCAGAGAGUCCGCCACUCCUGUUCCACACACACCAAGGGACCACCCCAGAGGACAAUCGGCAGAACCCAGACCCAGGAACAGGGAGGACCCAGGACAAGCAAGUGUUCCCCCAAGUAUCACGUCUGCAGCGAAACGAAAUGACCUUCUACGAUAUGGCACCGUUCUCACCCUUGACCCCAAAACGGCCCACAAGCGCAUCUUCCUGACAGAGAACAUGACCAUGGCCUCUGUGUCAGACGAGCCCACCCAUUACCCCGAUGGCCCCGCCCGCUUCUCCGUCUGCAGCCAGGUGCUCACUUCCAAGGGCUUCUCCCGCGGCCGUCAUUACUGGGAGGUCAAGAUGAGGAGCAACAACUUCACCGGUAUCGGCCUGGCCUACAACAGCAUCGACCGGAAGGGUCCGGCUAGCCGGCUGGGGCGUAACGCCCAGUCCUGGUGCGUGGAGUGGUUCAACGUCAAGCUGUCAGCCUGGCACGCCAGCAGUGAGACUGUACUGCAGAACCCGAAUCCGAUCUGCGUCGGCGUGUUUUUGGAUUGUGAGGAGGGAACGGCCACUUUCUAUAACGUUCAGGACCGGGCAUACCCUUUCCAUACGUUUGUGUUCCAGUUCGCCGAGGCAGUGUACCCGGCAUUCUGGCUCUUCUCCAGCGGCUCGUCUGUUAGCCUGUGCAAGCUGCAGUCUUAAGAAGUUAACACAACACACACACACACACACAUUGUUCUCCCUCACAAAUAAUUAUAAUGUACAGCAUCUGGGUCAAUAAAUUACUUAAUCAUACUGAUAUUGGGAACUUAUAUUGGAAAUGUACCUUAAAGGUUAUUAUUUGGUUGUAGUCACUGGCUUUAGUAAUAAUUCAGUGUAGGUAAUCCUUUUGGACUUUGGUCUCUUGUAACUACAGCAACCUCCUAAACAGGCAGCAUUUGUUAAUCAGUAUCUAAUGAAAACUAAGCACUUCUAUACAGGUAAAGAAACAUUACAAAUGAUUAUACAUGUAUUGAUCAGCCAGUUUUAUUUACAGAUACAUUUAAGUGGUCUGUGGGUAGCUGUUUACAGCCUGUUUUAUCAGAGCUUAUGAUCUCUUGGUGUGGGUCUUGGUAGUACACAGUAAUCACAUGUAAAAUACACAAAAGAACAUGAAUAAACAUGUAUGUUAUCUACUGUAUAUGAACAGUACCACACUGUUCAGAAGGCCAUGUACUGGCACACAUGCAAUGCUUUUGCUGGUGUCAGGCAUUCUGCAUUAGGGAAUGUCUUAUUCAAUAACACCACUGGAUAUAGAAGCAAUGAAUAGAGCAGAAAAGCAUCCGCAAUAUGCUUGAUACCCCCAAAGGAAAAGUGGGUAUCGUUCACUGUUUUCUUGAUCUAAUACAUUUUCGCUCGUGUUUCACACAGCCUGUAAGUGAAGGGGGUUUCCGCAUGGUGCAGUGUGCUGAAAGCACUUCCUGACACUGCUACUACAGGCUUGAUAGAACCUAGCCUGGUUGCCAGAUCUGCAUUUGUUUGAGAAUUACAGUGAACAAGGCAGAGGAUUUGGUUGAUCUGGCAACCAGGCUAGAUAGACCCAGCCUGGCCCAUAAGAACAAGCAGAGGUAAUUUAGACCCUGUGAACAGAAGUAUUUCCAAAUCUGGGUUUUGUAAAUAGUGAUGAUUUUGGGCUGGUGUUUUGCCUGUCCAUGUGACUAGACAAAGGAAAAACUCUGGGUCCAAGUUAUAGCUAAUGUAGCUAUAGCCCAUACCUAGGGCCUUCUCAUGUAGAAGGGUACAUAUGUCUGUUGGUGUUCGUUUGGACAUCUGUGUAUGUGGGUGUCACAUUGUCUGUGAUGUGACUGCAUGCUUCUCAUAAUGUCUGUAUUGUCGAUUGGAUCUUUUCCAUUUAUGGUUAUAUAGCCAUCGCUACGAUCGGAGAGCAAGUUGAGAAGAGCACGUGAUAGAUUUUUACUUUGCAAAGCCCAAUGCCAAAUGAACAGUUGGUGUAAUUGCCUUCUCCCUCUAUAGAAUUGAUUCGGUUUGUGUAGAAGGGGUUUAAUCUUGUUAAAGACAACUUGAUAAUGUCCCCUCAUGAUGUACUAUUAUAAUCAAUCUGUGCUAAUAUAUUCCUGUUUGUGGCUUAUUUGUUCCUCAUAUCUACACACACAUAGCUAUAUAUAUAUACACAUACAUACUGCAUUUGGUAAUCAUAUUACUUCAAACUGCUCAGGAGUAGACUUAUUGCAAGUGCAUGGGAAGGAAAAGUACUGAUAUUGCUUUCAUAUUAUAUACUUGCAAAACUAACAAUGAAAUAAUAUGUACUUAUUAGAAAACAAUGAAAUUCAAAAUUCAUAUGAAAAUAUUUAUUAUGGGUGUUUUCAAAUUCUAAUUUACAUUGCUUAUUACAUUCAGUGAAAUUUUCGGUUUCAACAUCUUCAGUAGCAAAUUCCGUAAAGCCAAUUAUUUUCAUAUUUGUCUCUUUCAUGUUUGUCUCAGGUUUUUAAUUGCUAUUAAGUGAUUGUUUGCUUACAAUAGUCUUAUUUUAUCCAUCUCUCUAUCCAUCUUUUCUUUUUAAAUGGCCAGGAAAAAGAUGGUACACUUCGUACCAUUAGAUGGAGACAAAAUGGAGUCGUAUGCGUUCCAUUCCAUCAAUAAAGUGCUGUUAUGACUAA
This is a messenger RNA of Oncorhynchus nerka (sockeye salmon), 4179 nucleotides long. Its product is annotated as E3 ubiquitin/ISG15 ligase TRIM25-like. The record is from RefSeq and is a predicted model, not a curated record. Bases 209 to 2224 code for a protein of 671 amino acids. The transcript has 11 exons. Lineage: Eukaryota; Metazoa; Chordata; Actinopteri; Salmoniformes; Salmonidae. Gene Ontology annotation, molecular function: protein binding; zinc ion binding.